Pocillopora damicornis (cauliflower coral) is the source of this 3641-nucleotide messenger RNA. Its product is annotated as bone morphogenetic protein 1-like. Lineage: Eukaryota; Metazoa; Cnidaria; Anthozoa; Scleractinia; Pocilloporidae. The record is from RefSeq and is a predicted model, not a curated record.
UCUUUAGUUGCUGCUGAUUAAAAGUGCAUUUCUAUUUCAUACCUAUUCAGGUCUGUUUUUGUUAUCAUGGGCAGCAAUCAAGACUACAUUUGCACAAAAUACUACUGCAAGUCCCAACAACACAUGUAUGCCAGGGAACACUAACAACAACAACCUCAAAUUAAGUGGCCUUAAUGGAGCGUUUGAGAGUCCAAGAGAUCCUUAUCACUUUCAAUAUUACCCAGAAAUGAGCUGUGAUUGGUUCAUUACUGUACCAGAAGGGAACAUUGUAAAACUCAGCUUUGAUCUAUUUGAUAUGGAUUAUGUGGCUGGUGGUUCGCCUUUAUGGUAUUGCUAUGGUGAUUAUGUAGAGGUUCUUGAAGGGAACAGAAGUGACAGUAAGGGUAGUGGAAAGUUGUGUGGUCUGACAAAUCCAGGGAUAAUCCGCUCGAGAAGUCGGUACAUGCUGGUGCGAUUCAGAUCAGAUUUCUUCUCCUCCUCUUAUCACAAAGGGUUUAAGGCUACUUUCACUGCAGAGAAUAAACUCAUUUGUCCUUACUACGGUGAAGCACUUACUGCUUCUGUAUCAGAUGAGAAGACACUGACGAGUCCAGGCUAUCCACUUUUGGCUCCUGCCAGUUUGUUGCCAUGGAGGUGCAGAUGGAUACUUAAAGCACCAGAUGAUCUUUCCACUGGUGGAGCAUACGUAUUGAAAGUUACAUUUGAUUACUUCAAUCUGCAAAAAUAUUAUGAUAAACUCACUUUUCAUGAUGGUAUCAAUUCAACAUCAAAGCUUCUUGGAAAAUCAUAUACCGGAACGGUCCAUCCUGAUGUGAUUUAUUCCACAGGACGUUACAUGUUUGUUGAUUUUUCUGUGAAAGAAAAAUAUUCAUUGGAAGCAGGCAGUUUUAGUUUAAACUUUUCAGCCGUGGUCAGAGAGGAAGCCUUUGGAGCAUGCCAAUCGUCAGAAGGGAAUGUUGAGCGUAUUCGCCUCACUGGUUCCUCUGGUACCCUCUUCUCCCCAUUCUAUCCUACUCCUUAUCCGAAAAAUGUCACCUGUAUUUGGGUGAUUUCCGCUCCUGCUAACAAAAGAGUGAAGCUAACAUUUGAUAAAUUUGAUCUUAAACGGGAGGACAACGUGCGAAUACUUGAUGGGCGUAAGUCGUCGAGUGAAGAGGUAGCUGUUUACCACGGAUACAACUUGUUUAGUAGUGAGUCAGCGGUGUAUUCGAGUGGGAGGUACAUGCGGAUAAAGUUUCAUUCUAGUCUGGCCUCUUGGUAUAGUACUGGAUUUAAAGCACAUUUUGAGACUGUGGAUCCGCCCGGAAGUUCCGAGCAGAGAUGUUUUCCGGGCAACAUUUACAACAACAACCUGAAAUUAUCUGGUUACAGUGGAACUCUUCAAAGCCCAGAGGGAGGAGAAGGGUAUCUCUCUCACUCCAGCUGUAAUUGGCUCAUAACUGUACCAGAAGGGUAUUUUGUGAAACUCAGCUUUGACACCUUUCAAAUGCGUCAUGAUGGAGGAUGUAACGCAGAUUAUGUAGAAGUUGUCGAUGGAAACUACAUCGACGGUAAGAGCGAAGGAAAAAUGUGCGGUUCCGGUACCCCCGAUAACAUCUCCUCUACCGGUCGUUACAUGAUGGUUCUUUUCAGGUCUGGUCCAAUCAGAUCAUCUUUCAGGGGAUUCAAAGCAACAUUUACAGCGCUUCAUGAACCAACAACGAAAACUAAAGCUGUAAAUUCCUACGAGUUGUGUUACCCGGAUAACGACCACAACCAGGAUUUGAAGUUGACCGGAUCAGAAGGGGUUCUAGAGAGUCCGUUGACUUAUUACCCACCGGGUUUAUUUUGUGAGUGGCUCAUCACUGUACCCGAGGGACAACGCGUUGAACUCAUAUUCGAGAGAUUUCAGUUGGAUCCUGGUUGCAGAGAUUAUGUAGAAGUUGAAGAUGGAUUGCCAUUUUCUGGCACAUAUUUGGGAAGAUACUGUGGAACUACAAUUCCCGAAAACGUUCGUUCAAGUCACCGUAAUCGUUAUAUGCGGGUUCAGUUCUACUCUGACCCGGAUUAUGCGGGUAGAAAACCACACAGAGGGUUCAAAGCCACCUUCAAGGCCGUAUCAAGUUCAGAGUCUUCUGCUUUGAUGACAGCCAUUAUUGUAACUUUAAUAGUGUUUGUUGCACUGAUUUCCCUUUUCGUUUGCUUGGCUAAACGAAGUAGAAAGCGAAACAGAGAGGCAGCGGAGAGAAUUGCAAUGGCUCCAGUAUCACGCCGUACUCGGUCUCAACCAGUUGACACCACAACCCCUCAAGUAAGUUACGCUCCAGUUUCAACAAACGCAGAUAUGCCACCCCCAGAUUACCCAUACCCAUUAGAAUCGCCACCACCCUACCCUAGUAAGGAACAGAUUCCACAGUUUCCACCUCCAGGACAGUCGUAUCCAUGGCAGCAAAGUACACCGGCUGAAGAAUCCGUUACCCAUGAGAAUUCGUGACGUUUCUUUGACGAUUUUAACCCUGUUUUGCGUUCGCCAGAUAAGUUGGAGCUUAAAAGUAAGAUUAAGAUUAAGCUUCAGCUGAGCAGAGAGGCUUACUGGGCCCAGUUUUAUAAAGGGCGGAUAAAGCUAUCCGACGGAUAAAUCGCCAUCCAGUGGAUAAGUGAUAGCAAAACGUAUGGCGUCAUCCACCGGAUCGAGAUUUAUCCUGUGGAUAGCGUUAUCCGACCUUCGAACAGCCGGGGCCUGAUCUAUUUGGUCUAUUUCGCUUUCUCGGGAUUGCAUUUACUUCUUUCCGGUUCUUACCCACUUUUCCCGAGCCAAUACUUAAGGAAAAGUAAAAACAAGCACGCCAUAAUUUUACAUAUCGAAUCAUUAUAAUCAUUAUCAUUGUAACCGGUGUUUUCAUACACCCGAUGGGGAAAGCACGAAAGACUGCUAUCUUAGCCGUUGUCUAUCCCUUCGAUUUCUCCGUCAGUCCUGAUCGGCGAAUUAAAACCUCCAAUUGAGACAAUAGAGUUGGUUCGUCAGGUUAUAUCAUCUAAUUAAAAAAAGUAGUUGUAGAGACUUUGGUUAUUAUGAAUUAUAGAGGAAAAAUGCGAAACUUACCAAACGGAUGAAGAGAAAAUAGAUUCUAGUUGAAGUACAUAGUGCAUAGUGGUAUUAUUUUCAAUCUGUUACAGAAGUAAAGAGAAACACAAGGGGCCGGUUAUUUACACGAGGUUUGACCCAAACCGCUGUUUUACGCAAUCAGAGGGCCUCAGGAGGGUUGUUUUAAGAAAUAGAUGCUCUUCACUGUUACCUUUCGGCCCUCUCGACGCUGGUCACAAAUCGAAUGUUCAGAUAAAAGAUUCAGCUUAAUUCAAGAUAGUUUAGAACGCGGUUUUGUUAAACCUCAGCUAAACAUUGUUUAAAUAACCGGCCCGAAGAGUUGUAACCACCAGCUUCCUUCACUGUUUCCAAUGCAAAUAUUCGGGUAUAACGAGUUCCUUAGUAAGAAAAAGACAUAUUCUUGUUCAUACACAAUAAAAACUGGCGAUGAAUAGAAAGACGUUUCGACCUCUCCGUUUUCCUUUAUCAGGGUCUAUUAAAGUAUGACAAGUUAUUUUUAUGAAAAACUGUCGUGUAAAUAUAAUGGUAUUAAAAACGGAUGUGAAUACAAAAAGCA